Molecule: messenger RNA, 4781 nt
Organism: Scylla paramamosain (green mud crab)
Lineage: Eukaryota; Metazoa; Arthropoda; Malacostraca; Decapoda; Portunidae
Product: nuclear autoantigenic sperm protein-like
Exons: 12
Coding region: 3571-3873 (100 amino acids)
Biological process (GO): DNA replication-dependent chromatin assembly; CENP-A containing chromatin assembly
Cellular component (GO): nucleoplasm
Molecular function (GO): histone binding
Source: RefSeq, a predicted model, not a curated record
CCCAGCGGGUGCUGUAAACAGUACGUUGGCGGUUCACACCAGUUCAGAAGUAAGGUAUCUUAAAUUGCACUCGACAAUGUUGUGAAUACUUUAAAAUGCUUGAAGCCAUACUUGAUGCCUUCCAUAACGUGUAAAGUAAGAAGUUAGCCUGUGUUAAAAAGUGGUGAUCCCUGCAGAUUACCAAGGCAUCCAGUCUCCCAGCAAGUGCCAAGAGGUAUUCAUUCAAUGCUCCGCUGACACCAAUUUGCCCAAAGAAUAUUUAUGUGGGAGACUCCUCAGAUUGUGGAGACCCCAGAUUGUGGAGGCUCCUGGGCAGCUGGUCUUUUUGUGGACUCCUAAAUCUGGCACUGAACAAAAUUCUCUCUCUCUCUCUCUCUCUCUCUCUCUCUCUCUCUCUCUCUCUCUCUCUCUCUCUCUCUCUCUCUCUCUCUCUCUCUCUCUCUCUCUCUCUCUCUCUCUCUCUCUCUCUCUCUCUCUCUCUCUCUCUCUCUCUCUCUCUCUCUCUCUCUCUCUCUCUCUCUCUCUCUCUCUCUCUCUCUCUCUCUCUCUCUCUCUCUCUCUCUCUCUCUCUCUCUCCUCAACUCUCAACCACUGGAUGGUAUAUCAGUUCACACAGCAAGAAGCCAAGGACCCACCGAGGCUGUCACUUGGAAGAGGUCAUUGUUGUUGCAUCCAGCAUCCCAGCCUGACUGCCUAGACAGGUCCCGCAGGUUGCUGAAUGGCAGAGGUGCAGGCUGCUCCACAGCAAGAUGUGAGACCAGUGUGGCAGAGUAUGAUGUGUACACAAUGAGGGACACACUGUAGCCAACCCAGUAGAUUACCCGUGCUGCAGUGCUGAUUGGGUCCUCACCUUGUUGUAGGAGAGCUGACAACAUGUACCAGCCAGCAGCAACUCCCAUGCUAACAGGCUUCUCCCCCGUGGGUAUGUAGCACCUCUGGAGUCGCUCGAUGAAGAAGAGGAUGCUGGCGAGGCCUGUCGUGUUAGCCGGGAUGCGCCGGUACAGAGCUGUGUCCGUUGGGGUUGUGUAGGCAAACAUCUUCUUGGCAAGGUCCUCGUGGGUGGCCGCAAACAGUUUACGGCUGUGGGAUGAGAACUUGUCUUGUGAAUGUGACAUUGGGGUGAGUGUUAAUCUGAUUUUGUGUUACUAUGUUCUGUGGGGAGUGGGUGUUAAUGUGAUUUUUUGUUAACUGAAUGCUGUGUCUGACCUCCUGAGGUGUAGUAUGGUGGGCCACAAGAUUGUCCCUUUCCACUAGGGGCUGACAGAUGAUAUUAAGAGUGUGAAUGUGUGUGUGGUGCCUUGUUUGGGCCAUUUUGUGUGUGAUUGCCAGCCUGAUGUAUAGACAGCUAAAUCGUUAAUAAUAAUGAAGUUAAGAGUGUGAAUGUGUGGUGAUUUGUCUGCGGUGUCUUGGGGAGGAUUGUUGGCCUGGUAUAUAGAUAAAUAGAUUAGAAUUUGGAUUAACAGUGUCAAUGUUGUAUGUGAGUGUAUAGUGUAGUGUCUGGGCCACCCUGUAUAGGACUGCCAGCCUGGCAUAUAGAUAGAUCAAUCUAAUUAUUUGACAUUUCAUAUUCUGAACAUUUUGCUGAUCCAAUUAAUCUGUUAAGGGAGCACUUUGUUCAACAUCUUUAAAAUAUUAUUUGAUCAUCACCUGUAUCUCUCACCUGAUGAUAUAGAUAGGCUGGGUGUAGGUAACAACUUUCAACCUCUCCUCAGUGAUGGACAAUUCAGAGACAGUGAGGUCAGCUUCCCCUGACUGCAGAGCUCCUACCGUGCCCGUCCACUCGUUGCUUGAGUUGUCCUUCAGUUUCCCGUAGGCAUAACCUUCCAGUACAUUGAAACUGACUCUGUACAAGAGAGAGAGUGGGAGAAAAAAUAGUGUUGUGUAUUGAGGGAAAGAAAAUUUCUGUCUUGUCUUCUCUAUUUAGGGAAAGAAAAGGAAAAGGGCAAGUAGUGUCAUAUGCAUGGAGGAAAAGGAAAAUUAUUCUCAUAUGCACUGAGCAAAAAGGAAAAGUACUGUGAUAUGUACUAAGGGAAAGGCUGGGUGUACUGAAGGGAAGGAAAAAUACUGUUGUCGUAUUUAUUGAGGAAAAGAAAGAAAUACUGUCGUAUGUACAUUUUUUAAUUGCUAGAAAGAAAAGUGAAAUAUACAUUUAUAUGUAUAGUUUAUUUUUCAUAUCAGUCACAAGUAUGGAUGUUUGUUUCCCUUCUUUUUUUUCACAUGUACAGCUACCUCCUCAAAUAGCAUGUAUUUUCAAAAUUUCAAGCUGCUGUGAUGAUGAAAAAAGCCUGAAAGAAAAAUGACAAGGAACAAAAAGUAAUGAGAAUAAGUUUUGUGGCAACUAUUCAUUAGGUGUCACUUUUUCACUCCUCCACUUAGACCGGUACAGUUGAACGCAAAAUGUGAAAACUUACGAGAAAUUGUGUGCAUCCCUUAGUGCAGUGACAAUAUCCCCCACAAAACCAGUGAUAUUUCUUUGACUGGAGGUUAGUUCAAUAAUUUUGAAGGCUGGGAUUAAUUUUAAUGAGGGAUGAGAGGGUGGAAGUGACUGGAGUAUAGGUUAAUAAUUCUACCAGCUGGAAAGGAUUUUGAGGGUCAGAGGAAAGUGAUUGGAUAUUAGCUUGAUAAUCGUGCUUGGUGAGAUUAAUUUUAGUGAGAGACUAGAUGGUGGGAGGAUGAUAUUUAGAGGUUAGUUUGGUAAUUUUGCCAGUUGGUAUUAAUUUUUAGUGAGGGAUGAGGGUGUCAGAAGAAUGUGACUGGAGGUUAGUUUAAUAAUUCUGAGGGUGGGAGGAAAGUAAUAGGGGGUUAGUUUAAUUUUGGUGAUGGAUGAGAGUGUGAGUGGAAAGUGUAGCUGACCACAUAAUUUAUCAAAUAAUACAAGCAUGUACACAUUCUUAAUAAUGUUCCAUGUUAAGAUAUACUAAACAUGAAGUUACUCCACAAUAUAUGAUGGUGUAAAUUACGAAUGGUUAAAGUCGAGACUUGUUUGAUGAUGGCCUGUUUGCUUGCUCCCCUUGGACGUGCGGCAAGUGCAGCAGCGUUCGACCGUUUCUCUAGGGGCAAGCGACACCUCCUGGUGGGGGACUUCAAAUCUGCUGUCGCUGCCUUCGAGGAGGCAACAGAGUCCCUGGUGGAGCUGUGUGGGGAGCAGGCGCCCGAGUGUGGUGACGCGUACUGCCGCUGUGGCCGUGCAUUGCUGGAGCUGGCACGCAAGGAGGCAGGGGUGCUGGGGCCAGAUCUGGAUGGUGCCAGUAGUCAGGAGGGAAGCACAGGGGAAGAGGAGGACGAGGAGGAAGAGAGUUAAGAGUCACAAGAGGAGGAGGAAGGUGGAAAGAAAGAGGAAGGAGAGGAGGAGGAGGAGGAGGAGGAAGAUGGAGAAGGAAAGGAGAAAGAUAAGAAGGAAGGAAAUGCCGCAGAAGGAGAAGAGCAAUAAGACAUUAGAAUUGACAGAGAAACCAGACAAGGGACUGCAUUUGAAGAAGCACAAGAACCAAGAAAUUACAUCAUUCAAUGAAAUGACAACAUAAUCUAAAAUAGAAAUAAAAAACGUCACAAGACAGAAUAGUGAGCUGCAUGCACUUAUCACAGAGUAUAAAGUCACUCCCUCAGAGGAAAAAAGACAAGGAUGGCAUGUCUUCAUGUGAGAACUCAGAAGCUAAAUGUACAGAUACCAAGGGGAAAUUGCUGGGUCAAGUGGCUACACUGACAUCUGAGGUUAGCAGGUUGGAGAGUGAGUGCAGCAGUCUUCAGGUUCAGCUAGACUGUGAGAGGGAUAAGUAUAACAAACUGCUGGGAGAAUCUCUUGCUCAUGAAAAGUUGUCUGAAGAUGUCAUAACUGAACCAAAAGGAGAAACAACAGGAUUGGGAGGAAACUGAGCUUUAACAGAAGCUGCAACAACUGCAGGAGGCUCACAGGGUCCUGGAGAGCAGGUUAACUUGCAGCAUGAAGGAGGUGGCUGAGCUAAGUGACAGGAAGUAGCAGCUUGAGCAUGCUGUAGUGCAUGAGAAGACAGAGUCCAUCGGUGACUACAUCACCAUCUACCAGUUGCAGCGAGGAGUGAUGAAGCAACAAGCUCGAGAACGCGAGUUAGACCUUGCCAGCCUCCAUCAUGAAUGAGAGGAAAUGAAGCAAAACCACUCUGCAGGAUUUGAUAUCAAAGCUGGUGCAGGAAAAGGAAGCAGAUCAUGACCUUCAGCAGCUCGAGAAGAUAAGCAGCGUCCUUAAGAGUCCAGUUGCUAUCUUUAGCAGUGUUGGAACCAGUGAGUCUGAGACACCCACCAGCAGUGGAAAGCUGGCUGACGAGCGCCUCAAGCACUCUGAAAAGGUGGAGCAACAACAAGAAACAGAAAAUUGCAUCCAUCAUUCUUUGCCUGAGGAGGGAAUUGAUGCUCUGUUGACCCUUCACACUGAUGUCCCUCAUGAGGAGGCAGAAUAUGAAUCCUACAGAACUUGCCCAUAGAAAGACCAAAACUGUUACUGCUGCCACACUGCCACCACUUCCACUGACACCAAAAGCCCAACUGUGCAGAGAAUCCUGGACCUCCGCAAUGAAAUGGAGUCCACCAGUCACCUGGAGCACUUUAGCCUCCAAAAGUUCCAUCCGUGUCCAUUGUGUUUGGGUAAACUUAUCACUGUAUAAGGGGACAAGUAUCAGUGUAUGGUUACUAUAUACUCAUUUGUACUUAAAGAUGUCAUGUCACAUCAUUCUCUCUCUCUCUCUCUCUCUCUCUCUCUCUCUCUCUCUCUCUCUCUCUCUCUCUCUCUCUCUCUCUCUCUCUCUCUC